Messenger RNA from Leptinotarsa decemlineata (Colorado potato beetle), 1625 nucleotides. Its product is annotated as pancreatic triacylglycerol lipase-like. Lineage: Eukaryota; Metazoa; Arthropoda; Insecta; Coleoptera; Chrysomelidae. Gene Ontology annotation, biological process: lipid catabolic process. Gene Ontology annotation, molecular function: lipase activity. The record is from RefSeq and is a predicted model, not a curated record.
GAACUUAUGAUUCUUAUACACGAUUUCACUGCAAAUGGUUAUACUGGAUGGGUGAAGCACGCUGGAAAUAUUAUACAUGGACAAUCACUGGAUUAUAACGUAGUUUCUGUGGAUUGGCAGAGGGGAGCAGAGCCACCAUAUGAUCAAGCAAUAGCUAAUGCCAGAGUUGUUGCUUUGGAAAUUAUUAUUUUGCUCAAAGAACUCAAAGAGAAAAUGCAUUAUGGUUUCGAAAAUAUUCACAUCGUUGGACAUGGAAUUGGUGCUCAUAUUGCUGGUUAUGUUGGGACUACUCAUGAUAAAAUUAAAAAAAUUACAGGUUUAGAUCCAAGUGGUUUCAGAUUUGAAGGAAUGCCAAAGUCAGUAAAAUUGAAUCCAAAUUGUGCCCAAUAUGUUGAAAUCAUCCACACUGACGCAUAUGAAUCUAGAAGCCAAGGUAUAAACGAAACCUUAGGUCACAGUGACUUUUAUGUGAACAGCGCUAAGCAUCAGCCAGGAUGUUCCGAAAAUACAACUUUCUCAAAUCUUGUCUCAGUUGGGAGAAACAGCUUACAUGAAGGGGAAAUUCUGCCAGGCUGUGAUCACAAGAGAUCAUUCAAGUACUUCAUUGAAUCAGUUGCUAAUCGAAAUUGUACCUUCAUGGGAAUUCGUUGCGAAAAUGAUUUUGCUUUCGAAAACGGAAAAUGUGCAUCUUGUACUGAUUCUGACAAUGACUGCAGAAUAUUUGGCCUGAGAACAUAUAGAAACACUAUUCAGAAAGCAAAGUUUUUUCUUAACACAGCUGAUCACGCUCCAUAUUGUAUGUUUCAGUAUAGAAUAAGUAUAUAUAUGAAGAAAACUGGUGGCUUCGGUUAUUUUGAUUUCAUAUUGGUCGACGACAAUGCGAAUAUAGCUGAGGUGAUAUUAUCGUCAUCCAGCCCAGAGUCGAACUAUAGAGAGAUGAAGGGAGAUCAAAAUAACACAUUCGUCUAUUAUGCACACCCGCCUCAGCUUGGUUCCAUUAAAGAAGCCAAAGUGAGAUGGAAUCAGAAGAAAAAGUUUUACUGUAUCAUCUACUGCAGUACAACUGUUAAUGUAGAAAAAAUAUAUGUGAAAUUAUUGAACGGUCACCUAAAAGAUGAAAGGGAAGAAUCAGUUCUAUGUUCUUCAAGUGGCACAGAUAUUGAGGAUGGGACAUUUAAAACUUUCACUUCUUGCUCUGGAUCAAGAACAACUACUACUGAAACUACUGAAACAACUGAAACAAGUACCCUUCCAACGACUAUAAAAAUGUCAACAAAGAAAGCGGAAUCAAUAAGUAAAACAAUACCUGGGCAUUUAGACUAGUUUUAAUUUACACUAAUCCACAAAAUAAUAUAAUAUACAGUCCAUAUAUCAAUAACGCAACAACAAGAGCUUCAUAUACUUAUUUUCAAUUAGCAAAGUGUACAAAAUAAAAGUGUGCGGUCUUUUCAUCAUUUACUGAUUUCGCUCCACCUGGAACCCAUAAUAAAACGAUGUUCUUAUGAGACAGAUCUGGUGGUUUUUAGAAACAGAAUUCUGUAUCACACAUGUUGGAAAUAGUUUUCAACGACAUAAAGACAUAAUAUUUUUAGAGUAAUGAGCUCACAUAAUGAUUUCAAGUAACA